AUGGAUCUCCUUCUCUUUCGGCGCAAAACAAAGCAGCAUACGAGUAGUAAUGCGGCAAGUGCGAGUACUGCUAGUGGCACGCCCACACCAAGUCCGAUCUUCUCGCGUCUAGUCAGGCCAGCGUCGCUUGAAGCGGGUGCCACAGGAUCUGCGGUUGGAUCUAAAGUCGCAGAUGGACUUGCGGGAGAGGACGCAGAUGUUGAGACGGUAGUCUCCGAAGACGACGAUGACAAUGACGAUGAGGUCGCUAGUGUGGUCGAAAGCUCAGAAGAAGACCUAGAGGAGGAUGCCGAACUGGUGGUUUCGCUCGAGGCACUGCUCGAAGAUGCCGUAGACGUGGGAAUCGUGCUCAAACUUUCGGAUGCUGAUAUCGCAGAGGAUGGCACUGCGCUAUUCGAUAAUGACUCAGAUAUCGAUGAGUCGGUAUUUGAAGCUGUCUCUGUGGGUAAUGCCGUUGGUGAUGCGGUGACAUCAGUUGGCAAUGCUUCGCUCGCAGGUGGUGCUGCCGUCGCAGGCCCGAACUCUUGUAUGAAGUAG
Messenger RNA from Alternaria ventricosa, 537 nucleotides. RefSeq lists its product as uncharacterized. The record is from RefSeq and is a predicted model, not a curated record. The transcript has a single exon. Lineage: Eukaryota; Fungi; Ascomycota; Dothideomycetes; Pleosporales; Pleosporaceae. Bases 1 to 537 code for a protein of 178 amino acids.